UCUGUUGUGUAGAAGAGAGAAAAAGUUCUAAGUGUCUUCAAUUAAUUAGAGUUCGAACGAAAAUCUACGUCCCGACUCAAUUCAUAAUAAUUUCUCCUUAAAUAAAGCCUUAAUUUCAUUAAAUUUUGUCUUGACUUUGCAGGUUUGCUGCGUUGUGGCAAAAGCUGCCGGCUGAGAUGGGUCAAUUACCUCCGCCCUGGCAUCAAGCGCGGCAACUUUACGAAAGAGGAGGAAGAAACAAUAAUCGAACUACAAAGAGUGCUGGGAAACCACUGGUCGAAGAUCGCUUCGUUCCUUCCCGGUAGAACCGACAACGAGAUCAAGAACAUCUGGAACACCUACCUCAAAAAGAGAACCAUGCCCCAAAACAGCAACUCGACGCUCAAAUCAGGCGCCGAUACGAGCAACAUGAUCGAGGCACAAACCCGUUGCGUCAUUUCGUCGAACACUUUGCCUCCAAAUCCGUUUGAGCUUGUUGCAACCGCUACAGAACAGAAGGAUCUGGCUGUACCUUUUGAAUCAGGGAAGGAUCCUAUUGGGUUUGGUGAAAGCGAGAGGUGGAUGAUGGAAUUGGCGGAGGAGCUCGGCCUGUUUGACGAGGUAGAGGUUGAGGAGAAUUGGGAGAAGAUGGGAACAGCAGGAGGAGGAGAUCCGGUGGCUGCUUUCAUUGGCAAUUUAAUAUGAUUUAUGUUUAAUUGCUUAUGUAUGUGAAUAAGAUUGAAUAUAAGAAAAUGUUCAAAA
Dendrobium catenatum is the source of this 741-nucleotide messenger RNA. RefSeq lists its product as uncharacterized. Lineage: Eukaryota; Viridiplantae; Streptophyta; Magnoliopsida; Asparagales; Orchidaceae. The transcript has 2 exons. The record is from RefSeq and is a predicted model, not a curated record. The coding region runs from base 358 to 684 and encodes 108 amino acids.